AACCCCUUCUUUUUUUCCCUUCUCUUCUUUCUUCUUCAAGGUAGCCUCCAAAGCAAAAAACGAAAGAAGCUAAUCUGUUGUCUGGUCAUAACUUCACAAGAAGCUAUAGCUUGUCCUUAAUGUUGGCUUCUUCUUGUCACUUUCUUCGUUUCUUUUUCCUCUGAAACAGUAAAAAAGAACCGUUAAAUCUAUAACAGAUUAAGAAGAAGAAGAAAUUGGCAACUGCAAAAGCAGAGUGUAUGAAAGAUUGUGAAAGUUGGUUUAUUUAGUUAUCCUUUUUGAGAUAAGAGUUGAGAAGAAGAAGAUGUCUGCAAAACUUCUGUACAAUUUGUCAGAUGAGAAUCCAAAUCUGAAUAAACAGUUUGGAUGCAUGAAUGGGAUCCUUCAAGUGUUUUACCGGCAACAUUAUCCGGCGAGACCAGUCUCCGGUGAUGUAGAAAAGUCUCUGCCUCCAGGAGAAAGAAAAGAUAUUGUCGGUGAAAUUAACAUGGAAAGUGAAAGAGAAACUGAGAGGAGUACCAAGAAGAAGAAGAAUAAGGAUAAGCAUAGAGUCUCUUCAGAAUCCUCUUCCAGGCCUUCCUUUUCGUCUUCUCCACGCUCCUCGAGCUUCUCAUCUGCAGAAGUCAGCACCGCAGCUUCUCAAUUCGAUCAGCCUGGUGAGAAUCUGACCAGAGAACAGCUCAAUGUUGCACCGAUGAUGCCCUUUGAUAUAAAGGAGCUUGUGAAAGGCUCUAUUAAUAGAGAAAUGAAAACCAGACGUGAAGAAACAGCGGCCUUCACUCAGCAGCAACAGCCAAAUUCAGGUAGAACUAGCGUGUUGCUUCCCAAAGAAGCAUCAACGCGAUUGAGUUCUAGUGAAUGGAAUGAAGGUAGAGAGAUGGCUGCUAAGUUCAGAGAGAGUCCUCGGUUUUCGUAUGAUGAGAGGGAGAUGAGAAACAAUGGAUACAAGACAGUCUCCAAGUUGCAAGAGACACCUAGGUUGUCGUUGGAUAGUAGAGGAACCCGUAACAACGAGUCACAUGAGGAACCGGUAACAAUGAGUCACAGGAGAUCAAAUUCAAGUGUGGUUGCUAAACUGAUGGGACUUGAAGUCAUUGCAGACAACUUCCAUACCGAGCAGAGAAACGAGAACCGGUUCUGCGACUCCCCAAGGCCAAUGUCCCGAGUAGAAGAACCAACAUCUCUACAGAGAUCUAGAAGCGUUGGCUCGAUCAAGAAGAUACCUGCUUCUAAGUUUCCAUUGGAACCAGCUCCAUGGAAGCAAAUGAAAGCAGGAGACUCUGCACUGACCGUUUAUGGCGAGAUUCAGAAGAGGCUUACGCAGUUGGAGUUCAAAAAGGCGGGAAAAGAUCUCAGAGCUCUUAAGCAAAUACUCGAGUCUAUGGAAAAGACGCAGCAGUUGAUGGACGGAAACAAAGAUAGCACAACUCUUACGCGGAGCACUCACCAGCCAGUUCCAGCUGCAACAAGUCCAGCCAUGAACUUCAAACCUUCAUCUAUCGUUGUAACGAAACCAGCGGCUCCAGUUUCCACUUCACUGCCAAAUGUCAACGUUGGUAACCCAAGACACAUUCGAAGAGUCACCUCGGGGAAGCAGAACGCAAUGGAUUUAACCCCAAGGCCAGGCCUUUACAAGGGCCAGCUAGAUUCGACCAAGAGCACUAGCCCAAAAACUUUCAGGUCCAGGCAAGCUUUGGUGGCGGAUUCUUGCUCAAUGAACAAGUCAGGUAGGAGCCGACAGCAAAGCGUUAGCCCAAGAAGGCAGCCCAAAAAGCUCGGGUCUGAGAGGCAGUCGCCACCCACUACUCCAAAAGCAGAGCCAGGCAAGAUUCAAAGGCAGCUAGGUAGACAGCAAAAGGAGUCAGCCUCACCGAGAAGGAAACCGGAGAUAAAACCUCGCACUACUCUUGUUCAGCAAACUGAUGAACGAUUAAGCCAUGAGAGCAGUUACUUGAGAAGUUUAAGAAGUGAUAGCAACAUAAGCCUGAGAUCAAAUGUUGACAUCGAGGUUACAAGCAGACGCCAAGGGGAGAGAAACUGUGACUUCCCAGAGCUGCAACCCCCUAAAGACAAGAGUCCAGACUUUGGAAUCAAACAAGAGAGGCCAUCUCUUAAACCUCUGAAAGUUACCGUUGAACAACCUAGCCCUGUUUCAGUUCUUGAUGCAGCCUUCGACGAAGAGGAUUCACCCUCUCCUGUGAGGAAGAUAUCACUUAGUUUUAAAGAGGACGAUGCUCUACGUUCUGAAGAAUCUGUGUGGAUAAAGAAGCCUGCGAGCGUCUGCAGAUCGAUAAUAUUGCCUGAGAAUAACCGGAAUCCAACGCAGCCAGAGUCUGAUCUCCUCAAAUGCUUCUCUGAAGAAGAUGCAAGCUUCACAAGCAGCGACCACAGGUACAUCUCGGAGAUAUUGUUGGCAUCAGGACUUCUAAGAGAUCUUGAAUACAGCAUGAUAAGCAUUCAGCUGAACAAAGCACGUCUCCCCAUCAACCCAGGACUCUUCUUCAUCCUGGAACAGAACAAGGCCAGCAAUAUGAUGACUCAACUAGCCAGCAAACACAAAGGCAGAGGAUUAAGACAGCAGCAGACAAAUCCAACAGAGAUAGUCAGGAGAAAACUCAUCUUCGAUACCGUUAAUGAAAUCCUAGCUCAGAGGUUCACUGCUGAAGGCUGUACCAAACCACGGUUAACCGCAAAUCCAAUUACAACAAUGGAGAAAAUAUCAAAAGGGGAGCAACUUCUGGAGACUCUGUGUUUGGAGAUUGAUAGGUUACAAGAGAACAACUCACAGUGUAUCUUGGAUGACGAGGAAGACAUCAUAUGGAAGGACCUGCAAUGUCAAAGCAUGAACUUGAAGGAGUUUGAAGGUGAGACUCCAGGGAUAGUGUUAGAUAUUGAGAGGAUGAUUUUCAGAGACUUGAUUAAUGAAGUUUGCUUCUGUUAAUUUUUAUGGGUAUCACUUAGAAUUGUAAAUGAAGGAACCUUACAGAGGAAGAGAACCUUUGGUUCUGGGUUUUCAACCCUUUUGCCUCUUCUCUUCCUGCUUGUUUGUGUAACCAGCAUAUGUAUAGGUAUAAUUAAUAAAUAACAAGAGCUAAGAGCAUAUGAA
Messenger RNA from Raphanus sativus (radish), 3106 nucleotides. Its product is annotated as protein LONGIFOLIA 2. The record is from RefSeq and is a predicted model, not a curated record. Lineage: Eukaryota; Viridiplantae; Streptophyta; Magnoliopsida; Brassicales; Brassicaceae. Gene Ontology annotation, biological process: regulation of monopolar cell growth. The transcript has 5 exons. The coding region runs from base 305 to 2941 and encodes 878 amino acids.